Messenger RNA from Penaeus monodon (black tiger shrimp), 1095 nucleotides. Its product is annotated as von Willebrand factor A domain-containing protein 7-like. The record is from RefSeq and is a predicted model, not a curated record. Lineage: Eukaryota; Metazoa; Arthropoda; Malacostraca; Decapoda; Penaeidae.
AUGCCAGUCGACUACGGCGGGGAACAAAAACAUCAACAAAAAACCAGCAGGAGCAGGCGCGCUGCUCGCACGGGCCGCCCUCGACGGCAGCUGCGGAGCUUCUCGAAGUACGCGGAGCUGGCCGAGCGGACCGGCAGCCAGGUGGUCGAGUCCCCCGGCGACCGCGUGGAGGAGACGGCCAGGAUCGUGGAAGGAGCCGCGAAGCAGGCAGUUUUGUGGAAGGACAUCGGCGUGACGUCAUCGCAACGAAUCAAGGUUCCCAUCGAUUCGCUAAUCAGUGGCUUCGAGGUGUCUUUGACCGCCCUUUCCUCGGCAGUCCUCACAACACCGUCUGGUUCAAGAUUCGACCUACUUACACGAAAUAACAACGCUGGCCGUGGCUAUGCCGUGGUGUCUUUUACUCCAUACCUUGCACGGAUCCGCGUUGACAUGACUCAGCGUCCGAAUGACGUGGGAGAAUGGACCCUGCAGUUCAACCCUUCAGAUGAGUCAUCGGUUGUUAUUUCAGCCCACACACCCAUGGACAUCAUGCCCACCUUUUAUACUCCUGAUACAUUUGGCAAUCACCCUUCUUUGCAAAGGGUAGCUGGUCAGCCAAGUAGAAGUUCUGAUACCUAUCUGGACGUUGUUAUCACCGGCGUCGACACCUCAAACCUCCGUCGUGUAGACAGAGCGUACAUGAAGGACUCAACGGGAAGGGAGCUCCUCAACCUUGACUUCCCCAUCAAGAGUCCCAGGAGGAACACGUAUCUAAAGUUUCCUUCCCGAAAUCUUCAAGCUGGACGGUUUACGGUGGUUGUCACGGGUGUUGACGGCAGUGGACGUCCCUUCCGACGCGAGAGUGGGACGCAGUGGGACCUAGUAGAUUCCUCGUUGGGCUUUCCUUUAGGGCGAGAGGUCUGGGGAUCUCCCGGAGACAGCCUCAGGAUACCUGUCGUCAUUGCGAACACUAAUGCUGAUAAUAUCGCACAGAGCACCUACUUUGUUAGUGCUUAUGAUGCUUUAGGCUCCACCGUGUCAUUGACCAAAGAGUAUAGUCAACGUGAUAGCAUCACUCGAUGGUAUCCAUAUGUUGAGGUUGUCACCGGAAAGUGA